Molecule: messenger RNA, 5064 nt
Organism: Mobula hypostoma (lesser devil ray)
Lineage: Eukaryota; Metazoa; Chordata; Chondrichthyes; Myliobatiformes; Myliobatidae
Product: NACHT, LRR and PYD domains-containing protein 14-like
Exons: 17
Coding region: 492-4394 (1300 amino acids)
Cellular component (GO): cytoplasm
Molecular function (GO): protein binding
Source: RefSeq, a predicted model, not a curated record
AGUUAAACAGAGAAACUCCGCCCCACUGGUUGCGAUGAAAGAAAAAGGAGAGAUCUGCACGGGAAUCCGGACAGAAAGGUUAACGCAGCCGGUUUGUUUUCCUCUUCAGUGUUUGCUACACCGAUCCCACUCCCGCCUCCUCCCGCUGCCAGACCCGUCCUGAGCCGGUGAGAGUUAGUGUGACCCGGACUGCGGCAGUCCCGCUCUACCCCGGCUCACCCGGCCCUGUCCAUCUGUAAUGAGCGACGGACACAUCACAGCCGAGUGGCCUCGGGAGCGGCAGCUCAGACUCAACUCUCCGUACAGGGUGAGCACACCGGUGCAGGAACAUUGCCUGUUAUCCGGGUAGUCAGACUGUGAUUUCCCGGGACCACACUGAUCGCCGUCCGGUUACAACAUCAGAGGUCAUCACCAGCAGAUGGAGCUGUCCUGCACUGUGACCAAAGUGUAAACAAGACGACGACAAUCAACAAUCAUCAGUCAGAAUCAGAAUGGCUACAGGUGGGAAACUAAAUCGGGUACAGAAAAUUCUCAAGAGGUUUUUACCAGGCAACUCAUCCAGGGAAGAUGAUCGGGACCCGGGAAGCAAGGUACCAAAGCAGGGUCAGAUUGAGAGCAAUGUCCCAAUGGAAUGCGGUCCGGCCGCAGCGGAAGUGGAGCAAAUUCAGCCCAGAGACAACAGUGACGUCAGAGACACUGAGCAGGACCCUGGAACCGGUACAAGUGAGGCGACUGUCUGUCAGCCCAGAGACAGUGACGUCAGAGACACUGAUCAGGACCCUGGAACCGGUACAAGUGAGGCGACUGUCUGUCAGCCCAGAGACAGUGACGUCAGAGACACUGAUCAGGACCCUGGAACCGGUACAAGUGAGGCGACUGUCUGUCAGCCCAGAGACAGUGACGUCACAGACACUGAUCAGGACCCUGGAACCGGUACAAGUGAGGCGACUGUCUGUCAGCCCAGAGACAGUGACGUCACAGACACUGAUGAGGACCCUGGAACCGGUACAAGUGAGGCGACUGUCUGUCAGCCCAGAGACAGUGACGUCAGAGACACUGAUCAGGACCCUGGAACCGGUACAAGUGAGGCGACUGUCUGUCAGCCCAGAGACAGUGACGUCAGAGACACUGAUCAGGACCCUGGAACCGGUACAAGUGAGGCGACUGUCUGUCAGCUCGGAAGCUCAUUAAACACGGAAUUGUCAAGUCCCCAACAAGGAGCAGAGUCAGAGUUUACAAUCUCCGACCUCCUGGCAGAGGGGGGUGAAUAUCGACUGUACCAGUUGACAAAGUUCUACAGGGACAGACUCAAACAAGCGAUUGAAGAAAAGGUUGAAAGACUCGGCUGGAUGUUGACAAAGGAGGGACAUUUCAGUAGAGCAGAAAAUGAGAAAGUCACCGAACUGACAGAGAAGGGAAACCGGACAGAGAGUUCCAGACUCUUCCUCAGUUUGGUGAUGGGUAAAGGCUCCCGGGCCCGGAGGGCGAUGUGGGAAUCCUUUGUGAUGUGGAGGACUGAGUUACCGAAGUUGGACAGAAUACUGAGGGAAAUACAGGAACUCGGUCCUGGUCCACAGGAAUACAUGAACAUCGCCCAAGGGUUAUCUGAAUUACCCACUCAACUGAUAGAUGUUCAACAGAAACACAAGGAGACUCUGCGGGUACAAACUGAAUCACUGAGAGUGAACACGAUCCUGAUGAGGGAGAAGGUGAAGGUUUUCCAGCUGGUUGAUCGAUACGCUGAGCUCACGGUCAUUUCUACUGUUCGAGAUCGGAGACUGGUGGAACAUGAGCUGCUGGCAAGAGGCAGAGACCACGAGGAGAGGAGACAGAAACAACUCUGUGGAGAGCUGGAAAAAAUCCGGACUGAUCAGUUAUUCCAGAGCAGCUUCUGCCGGAGUAAAUCCAAAUCUGGGAGUUCGGCAGCAGUGGCCGGAAUCCCGGGGAUCGGGAAAACAACAAUGGUACAGAAGAUUGUUUAUGACUGGGCCACGGGGAAAAUAUUCAAACAAUUCCAGUUUGUCUUCAGCUUCAAAUUCCGGGAUUUAAACUCUAUUAACUGCAGAAUAAACCUGAGGGAACUGAUUCUGGAUCAGUAUCCUUACUUUGGGAAUUUACUCAGAGAGGUCUGGAAGAACCCAGAGGGAUUGCUGUUUAUAUUCGAUGAUUUGGAUGAACUCAAACACAGAAUCGAUUUUGCUGACAGUCGGAGAGAUACAGAACCCAAGCACCAGUGCCCAGAUCCCGAGUGGUGGUGUGAAGUGUCUGACAUUGUGUACAGUUUAAUCCAGGGCAAGCUGCUCCCAGGGUGUUCAGUGCUGGUGACCACCCGUCCCACGGCGUUACAUUUAUUGGAAAAGGCGGAGAUCAAUGUCCGGGCUGAAAUCCUGGGAUUUGAUGGUGAGGAAAAGAAAGAAUAUUUCAAUAGGCAUUUUGAUGAUCAGACGGUGGCGGAAGCUGUGUUCAAGCAUGUGAAGGAGAACGAGAUCCUGUACACCUUGAGCUACAACCCCUCCUACUGCUGGAUCCUCGCUCUGGCACUGGGCCCCUUCUUCACACAAAGGGACAGGGAACCGCAGCGAGUUCCCAAGACCAUCACCCAACUGUACUCCUACUAUAUUCACAACAUCCUGAAAAACCACGGCCGUGAGAUUGAGAACCCCCGUGAUGUGUUACUCAGGGUUGGUCAGAUGGCCUUCAGAGGAGUGUCCCAGAGGAAGAUAGUGUUUACAGAUGGAGAUUUGAUCGAGUACAACCUGCAGCCUUCCCAGUUCCUGUCCGGGUUCCUGAUGGAGCUUUUGGAGAGAGAGGAUUCUGCCCGGAGCGUGGUGUACACAUUCCCACACCUCACUAUCCAAGAGUUUGUCGCUGCAGUCGCACAAUUCCUGAUCCCAGACGGCAGAGAUUUUAUGAAAUUCCUCACUGAAGCCCACUGCGUGAAGGACGGGCGGUUUGAGGUGUUUCUGCGUUUUGUUGCUGGUCUCUCCAACCCAAUGACAGCUCGGGGCCUGGAGGAGUUUCUGGGACCAUUUCCUCAUCAAACAACCUGCCGGGUGAUUGACUGGGUGAAGGAGGAGGUUAAACGCCAGAGUGGAAACACGAGGAGUGAAGCUGGUAAAAGGAGCCUCCUGAACACAUUGCACUACCUGUUUGAGUCUCAGAAUCGUGGACUGGCUCAGGACGCACUGGGAUCUGUGGAAACACUUUCAUUCAGUGGAAUGACACUGACCCCGAUUGACUGCGCGGUCCUGUCUCAUGUCAUCGGACUCUGCGAUACAAUAAAACACCUCGACCUGAGGAACUGCCACAUUCAGUGUGAAGGAAUCGAGCGGCUGGGACCCGGGCUGCACAAGUGCCAGGAGUUGAGACUUGGGGAGAAUAAACUGGGAGAUUCAGGAGUGAAACUGGUGUCUGCGGCUCUGAGGAACCCGGAGUGUAAAAUACAGACACUGUGGCUGCAGAAUGUCGGUCUCACAGAUUCUGGUGCCGAGGAUCUCGUCUCUGCUCUCAGUACAAACCGAUCACUGACGGAGCUGGACCUGAGUGGUAAUGAACUGGGAGAUUCAGGAGUGAAACUGGUGUCUGCGGCUCUGAGGAACCCGGAGUGUAAAAUACAGAAACUGGGGCUGUGUGAGGUCGGUCUCACAGAUUCUGGUGCCGAGGAUCUCGUCUCCACUCUCAGUACAAACCGAUCACUGACGGAGCUGUACCUGAAUGGUAAUAAACUGGGAGAUUCAGGAGUGAAACUGGUGUCUGCGGCUCUGAGGAACCCGGAGUGUAAAAUACAGAAACUGCGGCUGGGGGUUGUCGGUCUCACAGAUUCUAAUGCCGAGGAUCUCGUCUCCGCUCUCAGUACAAACCCAUCACUGACGGAGUUGAGACUUGGGGAGAAUAAACUGGGAGACUCGGGAGUGAAACUGGUGUCUGCGGCUCUGAGGAACCCGGAGUGUAAAAUAGAGAAACUGCGGCUGAUGAAUGUCGGUCUCACAGAUUCUGGUGCCGGGGAUCUCGUCUCCGCUCUCACUACAAACCAAUCACUGACGGAACUGGACCUGAGUCAUAAUAAACUGGGAGAUUCAGGAGUGAAACUGGUGUCUGCGGCUCUGAGGAACCCGGAGUGUAAAAUACAGAAACUGCGGCUCAGGGAUGUCGGUCUCACAGAUUCUGGUGUCGAUGAUCUCGUUUCCGCUCUCAGUACAAACCCAUCACUGAUGGAGCUGGACCUGGGAACAAACUCUCUCACUGACCGAUCUGUCCCUGCUCUCCGCCGCCUCAUACUGACCCUCUCGAGUCUGGAGCGGAUCGACCUGGAGAAGAAUCGAUUCAGUCGGACAGGGGAGAAGGAACUGAGAUCUCUGCAGGAACCCAGACCCGGACUGACAGUGACCGUGUGAACAUCUGAAUGUGUGAACAUCCCCGCCCGCGGGAUGGGGACAUUUCGGCCGAUUCUUCGGCCUGCCCUUUAACUCCCGCCCUUACCUUUAAUGUCCGCACUCCAGGUUUAAUUCCCAACGGUUGUAACGGAUCUGGCUCCAAUCUUGCCCUCUGUGACAUCGGAAGCGGUCCCUCAGUGACGUAUUUCCGCCUGUUGUCCAGUGGCGCGACUUCCCCCACGUGAGACCCCAGGAAUUACACAGACAGGAAGAUCUUUGGGGGACAUGGGUUCAUUCUCGGACACCAGUUUCCCGAGGUGGGAUUAUCCCGGGACAGAAUCCUUUUGCUCCCUUUGCUGAGGACGGGGCAUUCGGCAGUCUGGCCGAUAUAAUGAUGUUAAAUUGACAAAUACCUCGGCAGUGACCCUGGAUCUGCAGCGAUCCCGGUCACGGCCCUGAAUUGUGAUUUUAUAAUCAUCCUUUCCCCAAUGCAGAGUGUCGGUGAGAAACGGGACUGAUUAUUCAACCUGUCACUCGUUGUCACCGGUCAGUUAAUUGUGUGUGACUGUGAGUGAGUCAGGAGCAGCUUAUUUAUUCCCGCACGUCAGCAGCUCACAUAUUGUUUUAUUUACAUUUGUCAUGAUGAAAUCAAUAAACCGCUGUAACUUCCUGUCUUAGUGUCGGACUUGAG